This is a messenger RNA of Zalophus californianus (California sea lion), 716 nucleotides long. It is a transcript of the gene SCP2D1, whose product is annotated as SCP2 sterol binding domain containing 1. Gene Ontology annotation, cellular component: cytosol. Lineage: Eukaryota; Metazoa; Chordata; Mammalia; Carnivora; Otariidae. The transcript has a single exon. The record is from RefSeq and is a predicted model, not a curated record. Bases 47 to 517 code for a protein of 156 amino acids.
CUGCUCACAAACCAGAUGGCAAGGUCAAGAGGACCAGCACAGUAAGAUGUGGAAGAGAAUCGACCAUCAACCCAAGAUCAAAGCAGUGGAUGGACCUCAGGCAGGCCAGUUCAAGGAACUGGGUGCAGCUCGGGAACCUGCCAUGCCACACCCUCUAGAGCUGUCAGAAUUCCAGAGCUUCCCUGUAUUUGAGGAUAUUAGCCAUCACAUCAAAGAGGUGGGGGCCCAGCUGGUAAAGAAAGUCAAUGCCAUCUUUCAGCUGGACAUCACCAAAGAAGGGAAGACUGUUCUGCAGUGGACCAUUGAUCUGAAGAAUGGUUCUGGGGACAUGUAUCCCGGAUCCGCCAGCCUUCCAGCAGACACCGUCUUCACAAUCCCAGAACCUGUCUUCAUGGAGUUGGUUUUGGGCAAAAUGAACCCUCAGAAGGCUUUCCUUGCUGGCAAGUUCAAAGUGAGUGGCAAAGUUCUGCUUGGCCAGAAGCUGGAGAGAGUUUUCAAAGACUGGGCUAAAUUUUAAGCAUGUAAAGUACCAAGGAAAUGACUAGAACGUCUCUUCAGUUAUAAUGUUGAGCAGAAAUCAUGCUUAAACUGAAGAUUAAAACAAAAAAUAUCCAAUAUUUUUACUCAUAUUCUUCCUGUUCAAGUUUGAUUAAUUUUCCUGCUGAUGUGUUAAUUUUCAGUGAGGGUUCUAGAGCAGUAAAGAGUGUGGAGUGUAU